Molecule: messenger RNA, 1417 nt
Organism: Cheilinus undulatus (humphead wrasse)
Lineage: Eukaryota; Metazoa; Chordata; Actinopteri; Labriformes; Labridae
Gene: nr0b1
Product: nuclear receptor subfamily 0, group B, member 1
Exons: 2
Coding region: 195-1100 (301 amino acids)
Biological process (GO): negative regulation of transcription by RNA polymerase II
Cellular component (GO): nucleus; cytoplasm
Molecular function (GO): transcription corepressor activity; transcription factor binding
Source: RefSeq, a predicted model, not a curated record
AGGCGGAAUAAGCAGAAAGUCUGAACUAGCUUUCAAAGCGCGAGGACAGACGGGAGCUAAUAUAAACGUGCUGCCCUUCACUCGGGGCUAUCAGGGGCUAAAGAAAACAGCGCUACCUCCGGCUGACCUCCACAGCUUCAAAGAGAAGAGCGGGGCGCGCGGAGCUCCAGCUCAUGUAGAGGCGGCACGCGGCCAUGGCCACGCUGGAGGGCUGCCGCUGCCGAGGCGCGAGCGGCAGAAACAACAACAGCAUCCUCUACAGCAUUCUGAAGAGUGACAACCUCGCCACCGCGGAGGAGCAGCAGCAGCAGCAGCAGCAGCAACAACCCCAACAGCGGCAGCAGCAACUGCAACAUCUGUUCCACAAGUCCUCCACUUCCUCCUCCGCCACCACCGCCCCAGCCUCCCUGCACGAGCUUAGACAGCAGGCGUGCUCGUGCGGCUCCACGCGGCGCCGGGGCGUCCUUCGCUUCCCGCAGGUGACGUGCAAAGCCGCCUCGGCUGUUCUGGUGAAGACGCUGCGGUUCGUGAAAAACGUCCCGUGUUUCCGGGAGCUGCCGGAGGACGACCAGCUGAUGUUGAUACGCAGCGGGUGGGCGCCUCUGCUCGUGCUGGGGCUCGCUCAAGACCGCGUGGACUUUGAGACGACGGAGACGGUGGAGCCCAGCAUGCUGCAGCGCAUCCUCACGGGUGUACCGGACAGGCAGAGCGAGGUGCCCGCCGGGCAGAGCAGGGGGGCGGUCGGGGUGUCUGUGGUGGAUAUCGAGGCUAUCAAAGCGUUUCUGAAGAAGUGCUGGAGUGUUGAUAUCAGUACGAAGGAGUAUGCUUACCUGAAAGGAGCUGUGCUCUUCAACCCAGAUGUUGAAGGUCUGCGCUGCCUCCACUACAUCCAGUCCCUGCGUCGCGAGGCUCACCAGGCUCUGAACGAGCACGUGAGGCUGAUCCACCGCGAGGACACGACGCGCUUCGCCAAGCUCCUCAUAGCUCUGUCCAUGCUGAGGGCCAUCAGCCCGCUGGUGGUCGCCCAGCUCUUCUUCAGACCCGUUAUAGGGACCGUCAACAUUGAGGAGGUUCUCAUGGAGAUGUUCUACGGGAAGUAGGUCACUGUCCAUGUGCGUGAACUGGGUCGAAUUCAGCAGAUGGAAGCUGCAGGAUGAACUGAAAUGCUCCUUCUUUGUGGGUAGAGCAUGGGGGCAGAUGAGGAUAUUAGGGACUGCAUUUACAACUACUGUUUGAGUAGAUGGUCUUCAAGGACUGUGACCAGCCCAGUGCGUGCGUGUAUGUAUGAGAGAAAGAAAGAGUGUGUUGAAGGUUGAGAUGUUUAAAUGAGGAAAAAACAAAGCAGCUGCUGGAAUUCAUAACUUAUUGUUUUUCUAUAAAAUAUUUUUCUAUAAUAAAGGAUGCUCUCCAAACUUUC